CAACAAGUAGUGAACAAGACGUGAAAAUUAAAAAAUAAAUAUGGCGAUGUCAAAAAUGGACAUAGGUCCUCUGAAGGACACAAUGAACUGUUCAAUCUGCAUGGAGACUUUAGAUGAUCCCAGAUCUCUGCCGUGUAUGCAUAUCUUUUGCAAAAAAUGUAUUCAGGGUAUAAUUGAUAGACAUAAAGGUGGGAGAAACUUUCCUUGUCCUAUCUGCCGAGAUGACUGCCCAAUACCACACCAAGGGGCUGCUGGCUUGAAGGUGAACUUUUUUGCAAAUUCUGUUUUGGAAGCAAUGAAAGGACUUGAGGAAACAAUAUGGAACUGUGAAUUAUGCGUACAAGGUGGGAAAAUUAUCCCUGCUGUGUUACAAUGUAUGGAAUGUAAUGAGAAGUUGUGCCAAUCUUGCGGACAAUCACAUAAACGCUCUCGUUUAUCAAAGUCUCACCUGAUACUUGACCUUACAGGUGACAGGUCCCUCAAUGCAAAAGCUACUAUAAAUAUGUUGUCACAGCGCACUCUAUACUGUCAAGAACAUAUCAAUGAACCAUUGAAAUAUUUCUGUAAGAAUGACCAGCAUCUUAUCUGUCAAGAUUGCUUCGCUUUUAGCCACCAAGGCCAUAAAUUAGAAAACAUAGAGCAAAGAGCCAAAGUCAGUAAAGAGAAUCUGAGCUCUAUCGUCGACUUAGGAAAACAAAGGCUAGACAAGUACACAGAGGGCAUCAAAACUGGUUAUAGAAAAAGGGACAACAUUCAGAAAAACAUUGAUGACUCUAUGGCCACGUUGGAUGGUGAGCAAAGAGAGAUGCAUGCUGCAGUAGAUGCCCAUAUCAAUGCAAUGAAGGCCAGAAUAAAUAACAUUGGUGGCAAAACUAUUAACAAUAUUAACGCUCGUAUCACUGAACUGGAGACAGAGAAAAAAGCACUCGAUGACACUGUACUGCAGCUAGAGACAUUGAGACAGCAUGGUCAUGCUGCUGAUAUUGUCUACAUGGUGCCUGAGAUAAACAGCAAGAAAGAGGCAUGGUCAUCUACUGCACCAGAAAUCGACAUAAACAUUCAGGGUAGAAUUUACGUCGAUCCAAGUAGAGUUAAUAGAGGAGGUUUCACUUUUGGUUCAGUUUGGGGAGAGAGGUGAUUUAUCCUUCAAAUGUUCUUGAUAUAAACCAUUGGAAAGUACA
Molecule: messenger RNA, 1181 nt
Organism: Owenia fusiformis
Lineage: Eukaryota; Metazoa; Annelida; Polychaeta; Sabellida; Oweniidae
Source: the annotation of a GenBank genome assembly